CUACAGAAACAGUGAGGAGAGCUUCUCUUCUGGAUUGCUAAGACACAGAGGACCUUACUUUGCUGCUACAACAUUCCUUCUUUCUUCCAAGAUAGAAAUGUGCAGCAAGAGCAGGGAUUUUCUCAAUCAGUAACAGAUAUACCCAGAUCUUCACAGCCAAAGAGAAGAGUUAAAACAGUUUUUAGGUUUGCCCCAGGAGACACAGGUUCUGUUUGACUAUCACCGAUUUGGAUAAACAUUUUGGGGUUCAGGAUGAAUAAGACAAGAGCUGUUAAUGACGGUUUUCCUUUCCUGAACAGUAAGAACUGGAGCUCUAAUCGAAGCUUCUCUGCGCACAUUUCUAAUCAGUGCAGGAACAUCACUGACCUUACUGUCUUUCUGGCCACCUCUUACAGCUUGGAAACUGUCCUAGGCAUUGUGGGAAACAUCUGUCUAAUUGCUGUCAUCGCCAGGCAGAAGGAAAAGGCCAACGUCACCAACAUCUUAAUUUCCAACUUAAUAAUUUCAGACUUGUUUAUGUGUCUUGUCUGUCUGCCUUUCACCGUUGUUUACACCAUGAUGGACUACUGGAUAUUUGGGGAAGUCAUGUGCAAAAUGACGUCUUUCACUCAGUGCACUUCUGUGACAGUAUCAAUUCUUUCCCUUGUCCUUAUUGCUCUGGAAAGACACCAGCUCAUCAUAAACCCAACUGGAUGGAGGCCAAGUAUCUCCCAAGCCUACCUAGGAAUUGGAGUAAUUUGGAUUUUAGCAAGUCUCAUGUCCCUGCCCUUUUUGACCACAUCCGUCUUGUCUAAUGAUUUGUAUGAGCAGCUCUCACACAUAAUGAAUUUUUCCACUGACAAGGCCAUAUGCAUCGAUUCGUGGCCUUCUGAGCAACACAGACUUAUCUACACUACCACUUUACUGCUCUUGCAAUAUUGCAUCCCACUGUUCUUCAUUAUACUUUGCUACCUACGUAUCUACUUACGUCUACAGAAAAGAAAGGACAUGUUUGAGAAGAGCGAAUACAGCAACCGAGCAGUUCAGCUGAGAAGGAUAAAUAUUUUGUUAGCAUCAAUGGUUGCUGCUUUUGCUGUUUGCUGGCUACCACUGCAUGUUUUCAACACUAUUGUGGACUGGAAUUACAAAAUCAUUUCACCUUGCCACCACAAUCUGAUCUUCUCAUUGUGCCACCUGGUAGCUAUGGCUUCCACCUGUGUCAACCCUGUUAUCUAUGGUUUCCUAAACAGCAACUUCAAAAAAGAAGUGAAGUCACUGAUUCUGAGCUGCCAGCAUAGUUCAGUAAAUGCAUCAACGGAAGAAUAUGAUCAUUUACCUUUAUCCACCAUGCAGACUGAAAUCUCCAAGGGCUCACUGAUGUUGAACUGCAGACAUAAUUCUAUCUAGCUAGCAGAAAACAUUUCAGAGGGGUGCACUGACACCACACACCAGUUAUUACCUGUAGGUAUCAAAAGCAACUGGUGAUGCCAUAGCUGGGACGUGAACAGGAACCCAUUACUGCCUGAUUUUUGGAAGAACAGGCAAAGGAAGGUCGUAAAUGCAUACAGUAGCUCCUCUGGUGCACAAGUUGUUCGUGCCGUUGAGAUGCUGUCGCCACUGGGGAGACUGGGCUGAUGUGUACACGACUGCUCUAACAGAUCAGUAACUGAGCUGUGGCUGCAUGUAGACUGACAUGGGGUUCCUCAGCUGAGCUCACACGGCUGUGGUAGAAACCCAGACUUCCAAUUGCAGCACUGCAGGCUGCCAAAAGUUGCAUUAGAGAAGACUCUCUCAGUUUUUCAGUAUUACUAAAACUUUUAUGCACAGCUGACACACCGGUGGAACAGAUAUGUAAAUACGUAAAUUUUUGUGCUUUACCAACUCUCACAGCCCACUAGGUAAUAGCAAACUUUCAGCAGGUCUAGUUCACAUCAAACAACUGGGUGCUUGUAUGAAACUUCUCAGUCAUAUAGGCUUGUGAAUAGCCAUUGCCUCUGCAAGUGGGGACACAGGACAAUGACCCUAGUAUGUAAAGAAGACAGUUACAUAUUGAGGGAUGAUGGCAAAUGAAAAGUGUUUGUCAGUGGAUGGAACUCUUAAAAGGCAUUGAGAUCAAGCUGAGCACUAUUUUUAAGCAAAUGAAAAACAGUUGUAGAUCUACACAGAAACUAGCCUGGUUGACUUUUUAAUUCCUGCUGCUGUCAGUCACAAAGCUCUGCAAUGCUAGAACUGCAUGCCAUGAUGGUACAAGGCGGUUGGAUUACUGCAGUUAUUCAAGGUCUUGGUAGCAAGAUGUCACUUCUGCUUCAGCAGCUUCUUGGCAUCUCAUUCAGAAGGUCAGAAUGGGCAUGAAAACACGAUUAUAGAAACCAUGUCAGAAUGGGUAUGCUCCCAAAGAAAUAAGGAUAUGCAUGGAUGCUUUCAGUUUCCCAUUAAAAUAAAACCAGAUGUCAGAUACCAGUCCCACUUAUUGGCAUCAUCAACAGAGAAGGAGCUGAAAUUCCAACUAAUAAGGAGAAGGCCAGUGAAAAUACACAAGUGGCAUCCAGAUCAGGUGGAGACACAUACCUUGAAGCCAAGAUACAUGUAAAUACAUAGUAUUGUCUGUUGCUCUACUAAAGUGAGGAUCAUGCUUUUUCACAUCUAUAGUAUUUUUAAGCUUUGUCCACAAAACAUACAAACCAUAAACUCAUUUUAACCUCUGGAGCCAGAGACAUUGCUCAGUGACUACUGAGGAACCAAGAAGCAGAUAUGUCCAAGCAGCCCAUACCGAGGAACGGAUUAAAAAAAAAAAACAAGGCAGCAAGCCUAAAAAGGAGACCAAGCAGGUCGAUGCUAAAGAAAUAUGGAAAUAUUCUGAUCUGAGUUGUUAAAUUAACAUUUGCAGAAGAUUGGACUAGGUGACCACCUGAGGUAAUUUCCAACCUGAAUUAUGCUAUGAUAAACAGGCGCUACUCAUUGUAGUCAACUGGUUUGCACUGAGUUAAAGCUAUCCAACCUAUAGUUAUGGAGACAGCUGGAAGCUCUCUGAUUAGAUAGAUGGGAAAAUAAUUGAGGAAAAAAUUCUUCCCGUGCUGUGGUCUGACAAUAGGGAUAUCGGACAGAGUAUCUGAAAGCAAGAGCAAAACCUUACACUGUAAGGUAGCAAGAGCUAUCAACAAGUAUGAGAUCAUAUCCUCAGCUGGCAGAAAUAAGAUGGGUGCACAGAAACCGGUGGUAAAACUUCAAGUUUGGACUUGAAUUCUUGGGUGCAGAAAUUUGAAAUUUGCUACUGUAACUGAAAACAGAGCUGAUACAACCAUGCGAUGCUGAGUAGUACAAAAUACAGUAAUUCCUCCUCAUCAACUUGAUUUAUAGCAAAACUGUGUUGUAUUAUUAGAGGACUUAAGUACUGCUUAAGCUUUGUAGUGUUUUUGCAUUUAGGUUCAAUGUCAUCCAAGUAGCCUUGAGUAAUUUUGCCCGUUUCCUGCAUUUGUUAUAAUUCCAACAUUUAAUUAACUAAGAUGCAUGUCAAGCUAUUGUAAGAAUACUCCGCUAAACUUGAACAUAGAAGGUUAUCUGAUUUAUGAUCUUAAGUAUACAACUUUUCAAGCACUGGUAUCUUAAAUGGAAUCACAAUUACCUUUAGAAUUUGUACUUGCAUUGUCACUUUUUGAUAGAGCGCUUGCAGUAUGUCAGAGACCUGCCGCUGCAGCUGUGCAUUUGUGCUGUGCAUCAGGUCCCAGUUUUUCCUGCAGAAGGGAGAAGUAUCAGUGGGGCCUGACUCUUUGGUUUACCUGUAAUUCAUGUGGCCAUGUGUAUCCACGAUCACAAGUAAAUACGUAAAGCAAGCAGAUCCAACUUUACAACCGUUUGUGUCUGUCUGGGUUACUGUGUCUUCCUCUAGUGAGUAAAGGAAGUGUCAAGUUUGGAGUCAAGCACUGUUUAUUGCUAACAGACUUUGGAUAAACUAAAGGAUUUAAACACUGAGAGUCACCAAACCGCACCCAUCCAUCAAACUGCAAAAAUGCACAUCCUCAAAACUCCCAACCAGCUGCUGCCUAUCCAUCUACUUACAUACCAUCCUGAGGUACAUGUUUUUCAAACUCUAAAGUUCCCUAUGUAACUAAAUAAACUUUAGAGUAAACCCAGAAAAAAAAAAAUCCAAGUUCCAAAGGGCUAAAUACCUAUGCCACAUGUAAGCCCAGAGGAUAUUAUGCUGUUAUUUUUUAAGAACUGCUCUAACAACGGUUCCCUUUGAAGGCAAAGGCACAAGGCUGGAUGCAGUUAUGCCUCCAUAGUUGAAAGAGCCAUUUUAUUUGUCACUUUGAGGGUUUGAUGCAAUCAAGGGGGGGCUAUGGCUCUUUAGGCCCAGCAGAGGGUAACAGAACAGGAAGAGCUUACAUACAUCUUACACAUCUGUAAAUAACAAGUAAGGUUCAUAUCUAAGAAGGAUCAAGCAUUUUGGUGUUCAUUGUAUACAGUGAUGCUUUUGAGUAUGCUCUCUACAAAGUUCUGCUACUGAGUUACAAAGGCAACGUUGGGGAAACAUGCAGGAGUCGUG
Molecule: messenger RNA, 4522 nt
Organism: Chroicocephalus ridibundus (black-headed gull)
Lineage: Eukaryota; Metazoa; Chordata; Aves; Charadriiformes; Laridae
Product: neuropeptide Y receptor type 4-2-like
Exons: 2
Coding region: 253-1386 (377 amino acids)
Biological process (GO): G protein-coupled receptor signaling pathway
Cellular component (GO): plasma membrane; neuron projection
Molecular function (GO): neuropeptide binding; pancreatic polypeptide receptor activity
Source: RefSeq, a predicted model, not a curated record